Molecule: messenger RNA, 1929 nt
Organism: Penicillium olsonii
Lineage: Eukaryota; Fungi; Ascomycota; Eurotiomycetes; Eurotiales; Aspergillaceae
Source: the annotation of a GenBank genome assembly
AUGGCAUUCUCUUUCGGCGCACCGGCCUCAACCGGCGCAUCGAGCGGAAGUCUGUUCGGCACAGCAGGCAAUGCGUUCGGCGCCAACAAGGACAACAAUGCGUCCGGCGGUGGUCUUUUCGGAAACGUUGGAGCUUCGUCUGCCGGCACUAGUACCACGCCAUCUCUGUUUGGAGGGAACACAGGUACUGCCAAUGCGCCUUCGGGUGGCACUUCGAGCUUCAGCUUCGGCAACCAAGCUAAGCCCGGAAAUGCCCCAGCCGCAGGUGGUUUGUUCGGUGGCAUCGGCAGCCAAACCCCCAACAAGACUACGGAAUCUUCAACACCUGGACAGCCUGCGAGCAGUGGAAUGUUUGGCGCUACUCCGGCCACAGGAGGUACAGCAGGAGGGUUGUUCGGCGGUGCAGGAUCCACGGCCACCCCUGCUCCCGCGGGGGCCAAUCUGUUUGGCAACAACUCGACUACCCCCGCUGGACCUCCACCAGCAGCGAAUCCUCCAACCGGCGGCCUUUUCGGGGCAGCGAAGCCCGCUCCCGCCGCUACUUCCACCGCAGCAUCUACCACUCCCGCUACUUCGCAGCCAUCUAACAACCUAUUCGGUGGGGGAGCUGCCCCCAAGCCGGCGUUCGGCGGUGGUAUGUUCGGUGGUGCAAAUAAGCCAGCCGAAUCAGCUACUCCCUCAGCUCCUGCAGACGCCUCUGCCAAGCCAUCAUUGUUCAACGCGGCCCCGAGCGGUGCGCAAUCGCAGACACCCUCUCUUUUCAACAAAGCACCAGCUCCUGGCGGAGAUUCAGCCCCGAAGCCUACAUUCCCGGCGCUCGGCGGCGCUCCUUCAGCCACAACAUCUAGCACAACUCCCUCUCUCGGAGCCACAGCCACAUCAAGCGCCACGCCCCAAAAGUCUUUGUUUCCCUCAAUGGGAGGUCCCACUUCCACAGCUGCUCCCUCGAGUACUCCCGCGGCAGCCCCUACGGGUGGUCUUUUCGGCGGAAUUGGCAGCUCCGCUCCCUCCACAACUCCUGGAACAGCAACAACUACCGCCCCUGCUCCCGCGCCCACCGCUCCUACCGGGGGGCUGUUCGGAAACGCUGCAUCUUCCACCCCCGCGACAACCUCUUCGGCCACUACUACGGCCCCUGCUUCCGGGACUCAGACAACUGCGGCGCCAGCUCCAGCCAUGGCUGCACCUGCUAGCACUGCUCCGACCGGGGCUUCUGCGCUUGGCCAAUCCACCACCGGUCCUGCCCCGCCUGCUCAGUCGCGCUUGAAAAACAAGACCAUGGAUGAAAUCAUCACCCGGUGGGCUACAGAUCUUGGUAAAUACCAGAAGGACUUCCGUGAACAGGCGGAGAAGGUUUCUGAGUGGGAUCGUCUCCUGGUUGACAACGGUACCAAGGUCCAGAAGCUUUAUGGUAGCACUGUUGAUGCGGACCGCGCAACCCAGGAGGUUGAGCGCCAGUUAGCAGCAGUUGAGGGCCAACAAGAUGAGUUGAGCUCAUGGCUGGACCGAUAUGAACAUGAGGUGGAUGAGAUGGUCACCAAGCAGGUGGGCCCCGGAGAAUCUCUUCAAGGGCCUGACCAAGAGCGCGAGUCAACUUACAAAUUGGCCGAGAAACUCUCAGAGCGCUUGGACGAGAUGGGCAAGGACCUCACCAGCAUGAUUGAGGAGGUGAACGGCGCUUCAUCCACCUUGAGCAAGACCAACAAAGCGGACGAGCCGAUCUCGCAAAUCGUCCGCAUUCUCAACGCACACCUGUCCCAGCUGCAGCUCAUCGACCAGGGUACCUCUGAUCUGCAGACUAAGGUUGCCGCGGCCCAAAAGGCAGGUCAAUCGAUCUCUGCCCGUCUCGGGUACGGUUAUAACAACAGCGGCAUGGGAAAUGACAACACUGCUGAUGACUUCUACCGCUCCUUCAUGCAAGGACGGUAA